AUGAAUGCUACUAGUCAUUCAAUUGUCAUGACACUUCAUCCAGCAACAAUCAAUGACGAGAGUAUCAAACGUUUUCAACCAAAUCAAAAAUAUAUUUUCUCAUUGAUUGCACUGAACGAAAAUAAUGAUACAGUCAUUCCCGAACAAUUCUAUGAUUUUCAAAUGCCAUCCGAAGAUGAUGAUCGUCAACCGCCGAAAACGCCAUUAGAAUUAAAUCUAAUUCCUCGUUCGAAAACGUCCGUUCUUUUGCAAUGGACUGAUGUCGAUUAUCCAAAGUCCAGUCGUUUACCAUCAUCACGUCGUUAUAAGAUUCAAGUGCACGAAUUAGAUCUGAAUCAACAAAUUGUAAAACAACAAGAAAUCUUGACCAAUAACGAACAAUCACAUCUGAUUGAAAACUUAAAACCGUUAACAAACUAUGAAUUUGCCGUGAAGGCAAUUGAUGGUGAUCUCGAAAGUGAUUAUUCGUUAUCAAUUGAGUAUUCGAAUGCGAUCUAUCCGAUAAAACAGUUAAAUAUGAUAACGAAUAAUGAUCCGUCAAAGGUAACAUUAACAUGGCAAAUGCCGGAAGAUACAAGUGGAAUUAAAUCAUUUAUUAUUUAUUAUAAUGAACAAGGAGAAAGUGGACCGGAACAGAAAGUUAUCGUACCUGCUGAUUCUACGCAAACGACAAUUUCAAAUUUAAAACCGAAUACAAAAUAUUUGUUUAGAAUUGUUUCAGCUAAUCAAUUUAAUGAUGAAUCAACACCCGAAACAAGAUUGUAUAAAACACCAAAUGUUGUAGACACAAAGAAUGUUGAAGCGAAUAAAGUUCAAAAUAUAUUCGGCUGGCCAUCGUUGGGAUUAUCAAAUAAUUCUUGGCUAAUCAUUCUGAUUGUAAUCAGUAUCAUCUGUCUAUGCGUAUUUAUCACUGGUAUUAUGAUUUGUUCUCGAACACAAUGCUGUUUUUGUGUGUCAAAUGAUAAAAAACAAAUUCACGAUUCUCCAACACAUCUCCAUCAACGGCAAUAUUCUCCGACAAGUAACACAGCAUCAUCGUCGCUUAUUAAACCAACUGAUCUUUGGGCCGGAGCAGAUUGUCUUUCACCACCGACAGCAACAAUUCGGAAUUCGAAUGUUGGAGAGAGACACUAUGAAACAUCAUCAACAGCUGGUAGUGGAACACUACAACGAUGUAACCAUCAUCAUCAUCAUCAUCAUCCUCUGUAUCUUCACAAUCAAGAAACGCAACCACUGACAAAUAAUCUGGAAUCAAAUAUGGACCAACAACGACAUUCAUUUGUACCUUCAAACGAUGGUUCGAGUUCGAUUGAUGGAAAUACAAGUGGAUUUACAUUGAACGGAAAAUUUAAUGCUAGUGUCCGCUCAAGACCCAUUGCCGUUGGCGGAUCAUUUGAUCAGCAAACACAAAAGAAAUCCAUGAAGAAUCUACCAAUGGGUACGGCAUAUAUUAUGAAUCAUACGAAUAUAGUUCAACAACAACAGCAUGUCACCGUUCGACCUAUUCAGCAAAAAGCUCAAUAUAUUGUGCGACCCAGUGACCAAUCCCAUUCAAUUGGAUCAGGUCCAUCAUCACCCGACUACCAACAUUCCCCGUCCAACAGUCAUUGCAGCUCAAAUCAUAAUCCACCAUCGAUUCAAUCAAAUUCUUUUCAAGGAACUGCUGUCUACGAUAAAGUCUCCAAUACAAAUAAUGCUAAUGAACAUUCCGACAGUCAACGUGCUCUUCUUCUCACUGCCAAACCGAAUCUACGCAGUUUUACCGUUCCUGUUGCCCCACCAAUUAUUCCACCACCGACAGUUUCCGCUAAACAACAAGCAACUGUUUUACCGGCAAAUGCUCAAUACAAAUCGCCAUUUCGUAGUCCAAAUCGUCCGAUAUUGAAUAAUUAUACAAAAGAAAUUUCGUCUGAUGAAAUUGAUGCCAAUCCAGCUGAUGUCCUCGAAGAUGUACGCAAUCAACUCGGCAAUCUAAUGAAGAAAGAUUUUCAAUGUUAG
Molecule: messenger RNA, 1998 nt
Organism: Adineta ricciae
Lineage: Eukaryota; Metazoa; Rotifera; Eurotatoria; Adinetida; Adinetidae
Source: the annotation of a GenBank genome assembly